GGGAACUGAGCCGCACAUACAGCUGAAGCAGAGGCAGAGAACGUUCCAGACCAAGACAGUACGAGAACGCACAGGCUAAACUGAAAUGAUGAAGAUGAUGACUUUCUUCCAGCCAAGCCAGAGCAACCCCUCUGUACCUCCUCAAUAUGAGUCUGAACCCAGCCCUAUUGGCAGAAAGCCCUCUGCAGUGUCAGAGACAGAGUCUGAUACGAUUUCACUAGCCUCCUCUGAGGAUCUCUCACCCCGAAAGGAGGGGGGCUUGAUCCCAUACAAGGAAGAGGAGAAGAAGAAAAAGAAGAAAGGAAUCCGAAAGAUGCUUAAUGUGAUUAACAAAGGGAUAAGAAGGAAGAGCCAUUCCAGCCCCAGUGAUGAGGUGCCAGAGAUGGAGGCUAAGCCUGACACGCCACCCCCUACAGUGGAGGAGCUCUACUCAGCGCUAGAACAGGGGCAGCUGGAGGUGGCGCAUCACCUAGUGAGGCUGGAGCGGGAGCUGGCGCAGGACGGAAGUGGAAUGAAUGAGGAGGAGCUGAUCCGCCAGCAAAGCAAGGUGGAGGCCCUGUAUACGCUGCUGAAGAUAGCCGUGCUGCGUGUGCUUCGCUGGCCUAAGGAGACGGAGCCAGGACUCCUGCUCCAGGCCCUGAACAUCAUCCUGGAGCAAGAGCAAGAGGACCGAAGGGUGGCGGCUGAAGCAAGGGAGCCCUCAGCCCUGGUGACCACCCGGCCCCGGCGCUGGCUCAAGCUGUGGCAGGAAGGCGUGCAGGACUCCGUAGAGGCUCGGAUGACUCGGCCUCACUCCAUGACCCCAGAUGGACCCAGGCCUGAAGGCAAGGAGGCCAGCUCAGAGGCUGCCCAGAGCUUUCUGCACAUGGGCAAGACAAUGAAGGAAGACCUUCUGUUCGUGGCCGAGCGCCUCCAGCCCCUCUAUCCGGCUGAGUUCAAUGUGUUCCAUACCUACGCCAUGUGCUAUCAUAACUAUUUCUCAGCCCACGUCUCCUCCAUGGCUCAGUUCGAGCUCAGUAAGCAAGACACCUCUCUCUUGCUUCUCUGGGUGCAGAACCUCUACCCAAAUGAAAUCAUCAAUAAUGUCAAGCUAUCAGGGAGACUUCAAGAAAUCGGCUUGGGGAGCCUCCUGCCACCCAAACAAAUCCGAAGGCUAGAAGUCAACUACCUAUCUGAUGAGACGGCAAGUGUCCAGGAACUGAUGAACGAGGGGCUGAAGCUGGAAGUGAAGAAAUGGUCAGAGGACAAGGAGCCCAUAUAUCUAGAAGGAUACUUCCACAGUGAGCUCCCAAUUGACAUCAUCCAGAUUAUCUCUGGGUUACAAAUCAAGGCUGAGAACAUUACAAUUGACCUGGGUAAACAGAUAAAACCACUGCUGAUGACUAAGUUCUCCUCCUUCCUGAAAAGCUACCAACAAGCCUUUGUAGACUUCUUGGAGAAAGGCAAACAACAGAAACAUUACAGAGCCAUCAUCAUGGCCAACAUCAACAACUGCCUGGCUUUCAGGACACACAUUGAAAAGGUUUCCCAGACACUGAAGAAGGAGCCUUCGAGCUUCAUCUUCCACCCCCUCCCUGAGAUAGAGCAAGGUGGCUUCAACAUUCUGCUCCAAGACCUGUUCCUGGUACUGAAGCCUCUGUUCAAGAGGCUGACACAGACCCGCUGGGCCACCCAUGAGGAAACUGUGGCAGAAAUCAUUAGGAUCACCAGUGAGCGUCUGCCAGAAUUCAAGGCCCUAAGAAAACGGUACCAAGAGGACAUCAUGGAAGCUAUUCACCUAUACCUAGUGAAGGAAUACAUCAUCCGGCUCAGCAAGAAGCGACUAGUGCUAAGGACUGCAGACCUUCAAUUGACCUUGGCCGGACAGAUCUCGAUGGAUGCCACGAACAUCCAACACUUCUGUUCCCAGAAUGGAUCUCCUGCAACCUGGCUAGAGCCAGCCCUCCCUACCCUGGCAGAAAUCAUUCGGCUCCAGGAUACUAGCGCCAUCAAGCUCGAGGUGGCAACAUUUGCCAAUAGGUUCCCAGAUUUCAGCAAAGGGCAUUUGGGAGCCAUCCUGACCAUCAAGGGCAACUUGAGCCACAGCGAGAUCAAAAGCAUCAAAAACAUUUUGGACGUUAGCACUUUGGUGACAGAUUCCUCCAAGUCCCUGUUUUCACUUAUAAAGGAUCCUUCUCGUUCCCUCGGAAAGGGCUACAAUAACCUUGGAAUGGACCAGUACUGGACCAAGACCCUCUUGAGCCUGACUCUGAUUCCUCCCCGCCUGGGAGCAGCCUGCUAAGUGGGGCCAAAAGGCAGGAUUGGAAAUGGGAGGCCUCAGAGUCCUCUGCUGAGGGAUCAUGUCCAAGGAGCUCAUAGUAGAGCGGCCCCAGCCUUUUCCUUUCAGAACCUUUUGGUGGCCACAUAUUUGCUCUCACUCCCUCCUCUCUAGAGUUGUGCUUACUGAUACCUUCACAGACACAAACAUGCACAUCCUUGGGCUGGAAUUAUCACUUCUCUAUCCCUCUGGAAAGCCAGAAGGGUUGGCUCUGAGAGGUGUCUAUAGACCAGGGCCCUUGGGAUUCUCUCUUCCAUUGUAGAGGGUUGAAAUCCCUUAUUGAACAGUAUUGCCACAUCUGGAGCACAGGCCCAGAGUUGGCCUGUCUCCCCUUCAGCUCUGGAACAUGGCCUGAUGUAAAUUGUAUAUAUUGUAGAGAACUUUUUAUUUGUGUGUCUUUAUAUCUAAGAUUUGUACUUGAAUUUUUAUAGUUUGAUAUUAAAAGUUCUGCUAAAGAA
Gracilinanus agilis (Agile Gracile Mouse Opossum) is the source of this 2775-nucleotide messenger RNA. RefSeq names its product TNF alpha induced protein 2 (gene TNFAIP2). Gene Ontology annotation, molecular function: SNARE binding. The record is from RefSeq and is a predicted model, not a curated record. Gene Ontology annotation, cellular component: exocyst. The transcript has 13 exons. Bases 86 to 2281 code for a protein of 731 amino acids. Gene Ontology annotation, biological process: exocytosis; exocyst localization. Lineage: Eukaryota; Metazoa; Chordata; Mammalia; Didelphimorphia; Didelphidae.